CAUCUCUAACCGAAACCCUCCAGAAAAGAAUGCCAUCUCCGUAAUUCGGAAAACAAAGCGUGAAACUUUAUGGAAAUCUCCAUCAACGUCUUCGUUUUCCUGCUCUAUACCCUGGUUGUGAUCUAUCUGCAGCAUUUUGUAAACAAGUACACGGAGUUCGUGCGCCGCCUAUAA
This is a messenger RNA of Drosophila bipectinata, 174 nucleotides long. RefSeq lists its product as uncharacterized. NCBI's taxonomy places the organism in Eukaryota, Metazoa, Arthropoda, Insecta, Diptera, Drosophilidae. The record is from RefSeq and is a predicted model, not a curated record.